AUGGUCACAGGCGCUGCUACCACUUCGUUCUCUUCCCUUUCUGGGCCGUGGCUGACUGCCAGAUCGUGGGAGUGGAAGUCUGUAUACUCCCGCGUCACGGUCGGGACGGUUCUGGUGACGGUCGAUCAGAUUACGAAUCAAACUGUGACCUCGACGUCGUAUAAUUCGGAUCAUUUGCAGUUCGUCACGAGUGGCACUUUCAGUGGUCCUGAUCUGCAUACUCGGACGGAUACCGAUGCAGCGGGGACGGUGACGGGCGUUGUUUAUGAUGGAUCUGAGAAACUUACCGUGACAUACCCGACGGAUUAUCUCGCGGCAGGAACAAGAUUGACUUACAAUGCGAUAUUGCCCACAUUCACCGCAAACAGGACCUGCUGCCACAGCACGGAGACGUUCGUGCCCAUACCAAGUCACGAAAGCCCUCUCCCGACAUCGACAGCGUCGACGCAAUCGGAAGAUCCGAGCGGGAUCUACUAUCAAUUGGUCCCUGUCAACGACUAUUUCUCGCCAGAUGACAUUUCCCACCUCUGGAUGGGGAGGAACCUCGCUCCCCCUUACUCGGGCUGUCCCUUUACCAUGUGUCCGAGUUCGAACACGACGACAGCGGCGCCUGCGUAUAGUGCGACUUGGCAGAAUGCGCAGGCGUACUUGCUAGCUACGUCGACGACUACGCUUUCGAGUGUCGGGGCGGAUGGUGGUGGUGGUAACGGUGGAGGGACUACGACGACGCCAGAGGCUCAGCAGGGCCCUACCACUACUCCCACCAAUACUUCCCCUCAGGCGGAUCAGGAUUCGCAGGCUGGGAACACUCUCCCGACUACGCCUACGCCUACGCCGCCUGAGCAAGGCCCGAGUACACCCACGAGUCCCACUGAGCCGGAUCAACACUCGCAGGGAGGUGGUAGUCCUCCAGACACGACACCGACGCAGAGUCCCGAUGUGAAUCCGCCGGGUGGACAGCCUACUGGAGGACAGCCUACUGGAGGACAAAGCCCCUCUGGUGACAACCAACCUCCACCUCCUGCUGUCGCGCCUGUCAUAACAAUCGGAGCCUCGCCAAUAACUGCGAACUCAGCGGAUCAAUACGUCGUAGACGACCAGACUCUUGCUCCCGGCUCCGCCAUUGAAGUCUCGGGAACGACCUACAGCCUUCCAUCUGCAGGCUCGCCUGUGGUGACUGCGCCGCCUGUUGGAGCUCCUGCGUCUUUGCCUACUUUCACCGUGGGAGGUUCUGCUGUGACCGCUAAUUCGGCCUCGGAGUACGUUAUCGGUGGCGAGACGCUCGCUCCUGGGUCUGCGGUCGUUGUGUCAGGGACGACUAUCAGUCUGGCAUCUGAUGCGUCGCAGCUCGUUGUGGGCUCGUCAACGGUUUCUGGAGCGGCAGGUACUCCGGCCACCACAAGCUCCACUGGUACUGGUACUGGUAGUGAUUCAGCAUCAGCUUCGUCGUCACAAACCCCGGCGACUCAAAACUCUGCGAAUGGACGCAUGCGAAUAUCCUUGAGCCAAGUCUGCUUGAUGACGGCCUUGUUACUGUUUUCGAUGAUUUAA
Zasmidium cellare ATCC 36951 is the source of this 1551-nucleotide messenger RNA. RefSeq lists its product as uncharacterized. The transcript has 2 exons. Bases 1 to 1551 code for a protein of 516 amino acids. Lineage: Eukaryota; Fungi; Ascomycota; Dothideomycetes; Mycosphaerellales; Mycosphaerellaceae. The record is from RefSeq and is a predicted model, not a curated record.